This is a messenger RNA of Fundulus heteroclitus (mummichog), 1929 nucleotides long. It is a transcript of the gene pglyrp5, whose product is annotated as peptidoglycan recognition protein 5. Gene Ontology annotation, molecular function: N-acetylmuramoyl-L-alanine amidase activity; zinc ion binding; peptidoglycan binding. The coding region runs from base 391 to 888 and encodes 165 amino acids. The record is from RefSeq and is a predicted model, not a curated record. Gene Ontology annotation, biological process: innate immune response; peptidoglycan catabolic process. The transcript is spliced from 5 exons. NCBI's taxonomy places the organism in Eukaryota, Metazoa, Chordata, Actinopteri, Cyprinodontiformes, Fundulidae.
AUGUUGGCCAAAAAGUUUAUUUUUGUUCCCAUCAGAGCAAAGAACAUUGUUCUAUGGUUGCACGUUCCCAUGCCGCCGCUGUGUUUCGCUUUCAGUACUGUAGGUAAAAAUGCUCCAUUUUGGUCUCAUCUAACCAAAUCUUUCACGUUUGUCUUUUUUCCCCUACAAGGCAGAUGCUCCUUGAAUGUUGUCGUCUCUCACAGUAGACGAGGUACAGUUGUUGAACAGGUGACGUUGCUCCAUGCGUCGGUGGGAAAAUAACUUGUUUGCAUGCAACAACAAAGAACAUGUGAGGUGUAGUUUCCAUAACCACGCCCUGCCAAACAAACUCUGAUAAAGGAGGUGCUGCCUGGUCAGUCUUCAUGCCUACGAGCUGCCGUGCACAGCCUCAUGGAGCCAACAGUGGACAUAGUUUCAAGGCAACAGUGGGGAGCAGCCGCCCCGAAACAGAAGGAGAGUCUGAAAGGUCCGGCCCGCAGGGUUGUGAUACACCACACUGCCCUCCAGAGCUGCAGAGGCCUGACUGAGUGUAAGGACGAGCUUCUGGGCAUCCAGAGGCUUCACAUGGAAGACAGACACUUUGAUGACAUCGGGUACAAUUUUCUCAUUGGAGGAGACGGCAGCGUGUUUGAGGGCCGAGGCUGGGGCGUGAUGGGGGCACACACCAAAGGCCACAACGGUGACUCCCUGGGCAUUGCCUUCAUGGGCAAUUUCAACAACGACACACCGAGCAAAGAGGCGAUGCUGUCAGUCAAACAGCUGCUGAGGUCUGGAGUUUCCCAAGGCUUCAUAAGGUCAGAGUUUGGACUGUAUGGCCACAGGGACUUAGGAGCCACAGAAUGCCCUGGAGAAAAUCUUUACGCUGCACUAUCUCAACUGAAGAGCUGACCUUAAAGACAACUCCUGAGGAAAAGACAGGAAGGGGAUCGCUAAAGCUUGAACUUCUUAUAAGCCUUCACCAGCUCUUUCCUAAGCCCACAUACUGGACUUUAUAUCAUCAAGGUAGAACUUUGUUGCUGUGAAAACAACUCUGGCCUGUUCAGACCAAGGACUCCGAUUGAUCCCUGACACUAAAUGUUUAGGUCCUGUAAGUUUAGCAAGGUGGGGGCUCUAUAGUAUAGGCAUUUCUAUCCAGAACCCCCUGCAGGUGCUUGGUUAUACGUGAGAUUUAAAAAUGCCUAGUCAUUCCCCUAGGCUACUGUUUGUGCUCGUCAAGCAUUUCCUGAAUAACUUGUUUCGUGGCAGAGUGCGUGAUGAUGCAUUAAGAGGGCACAGCCAGCAGGGAAGACCAGUUGGUGGCAAAGUUACAUCCAUCCAUGUGGAUGGCAGGACCCGAGGUUUACCAGGAGAACGUUGCCCGGAGCGUCACUCUACCUCCGCUGACUUGCCUUCUUCCAGCAUCUGGGUACCAUUUGUUCCCUAUGCGUAGGCGAAGAACAUCCACCCGGACAUCUGCAUGGUAUAAAACAAAGCGUGACACAUCAGACCAGGAUACCGUCUUUCAUCGCUAUGUGGUCCAGUUCUGAUACUUUAACCUCUUCAGAAAUUUGCUUUUUGUUGUUGUUGGGUUGAAUCAGUCUUUGCGUCUCAAUUGCUUCAAUGAGCCUGCUGCCUUUUUGCCACUAUUCCCUACUGAAAGACGCUGACCUCGGCGGCCCGACAGUUAUUGGAGAGGCUCUGAUAUCACAUCUUAGCUCUUGUCAAAGCCAGUCAAUCCUUAAGCUUGGCAGUUUUUCCUGCAUCUGACACAUAAACUCUGAGGACAAAACGUCCACUUGCUGCUUACGUCCCACCUACUAACAAGUGUCAUGAUGGAGAUAAUUUAAGCUGUUCCCUUUGCCUGUCAGUCGUCACAAUGUUUGUUUGUUUUUCAAAAUUAUUUGAUUGAGCUUUUAUACCAAUGAUACAAAACAUAGAAAGACAAUAUGU